AUGGAUCCUGAAACAGAAAGAUUCCUCCAGGAGCCAGGAUGCCAAGGCAAAAGCUCCCUGAAGAUGGUCGUAAUGGGUUAUCAAGGAGCUGGGAAGAAGACGCUUGUGGAUGGCAUACAGAGGAAUUGGUCGGAACUUAGAAGCAGGAGUAGCAGGAAGGGCGAACGUACUGAUGAUUUAGGAAUCAGAGGUAGGGAUGUCAAUAUUGAAGUCAUAGAAACUGCAGUUAAACGACCUUUCCCCUUCAUCCAACGAUUGCCGUCUUGUGAUGCGUACCUUCUGGUAUAUUCCAUGGUCUGUGAAGAUUCCUUCAAAUCUGUGACGGCAGUCAGGGACCAGAUCAUUCAACAGAAGGGAGACAGCAUCCCCAUAAUAUUUGUGGCCAACAAGACUGAUAUAGCUCAAAACGUGGACAAGACUCGGCGUGUCUACAGGGACCUGUUCAUCAGUUGUGAAUGGGAACAUGGCCACUACGAGAUAUCAGCAAGGAAUAGCACAGACAUCAACAGAGUCCUACAAAACACAAUGAGGAGAGUCAAUAAAACGACCCCUUGA
Messenger RNA from Haliotis rubra (blacklip abalone), 555 nucleotides. RefSeq names its product GTP-binding protein Rheb homolog 1-like. The transcript has a single exon. NCBI's taxonomy places the organism in Eukaryota, Metazoa, Mollusca, Gastropoda, Lepetellida, Haliotidae. Gene Ontology annotation, molecular function: GTPase activity; GTP binding. The record is from RefSeq and is a predicted model, not a curated record. The coding region runs from base 1 to 555 and encodes 184 amino acids.